GUCUGAAUCAGCUUAUUCACAGGACAGCUGGCCAGCAGGGGCGCCUAGCGUCACGUUGCCAUGGCAACCGAGUAGAACAGCUCCACCACAAAACUACGAUAAUGUCCUCUUCUGUAGCAAAAGAAGACCGACUGAAGAGACGUACUCUGGUGCUGAGGCCCUCGUCUCGAACAAUCAGUAUUUCACAUUCAGGCGUACAUGGAGUCAACCAAAGUACGAGACACACGAACAGCGUCGUCCUCUCCUCCAGCAGAAGAAGUUUCAGUCUGGGCCAGGGCAGUAAAGUUCUGGAGAAGAGCGCCAUUCAGACUCCGAGACAAGCUGUUCGGGUAUUUGAUGAAGAAGACAACGAUGUCACUCCCGAGCCGCUUUACCAGGCAGAUACAGCCGCUGUGCAGGCUAGAGCCAGCAGGUUCUUUCUGGAUGAAAUCUCAGCUGGAUCAGCAUCAGACCAGGUAUCAGCCACCGGCAGCUUCUCCCUGCCUUUCUCCAGAUCAGUAUUUGGAAGCAGCAGAAUAUCCAGCCAAUCUACCAUAGAUUCAAUGAACGAAGAGAUCGAGGAUACAUUUUCAAAACGGGACAUACCAGUUAAUUUCCCAGAUGUGCAGAGGAAAAGAGAUACUGUGAAAGAAAACAUAACAGAAGACAUGUUGAAACAGGUCAUAGAUGUCUACAUCUCUGAGACAGACAGCGUUUCACUGCUGGACAUACCCAGUGCCGUAGUGUCGGUGGAUGCUGAUGAUGCAGAAGCUGUCAUACAGAGAAACAGUCAGUAUGCUGAGGUUUGCAGGAACAGAAUGGAAAAUGAUAAGUACGUGGAUCGAUCAAUGCAGACGCUGAAUGGAGCAGCUAAAAAUAAACAUGUCCAGAGCGACUGCAAGGUCAUGGUGGAAACAGCCACAUCUGUUACCUCCUGGGAUAUGUACAACACUUUGAUGAGCCACGAGCAGGAUGAAACAGUGUGUAGCCCUGAACCAGAAAGGGCUGAGUAUCCAGAGGCUGUUGUGGACACCAGCAGAGGCACAGAGAGGAGCAUGUCAGUGGGCAGCACAGCCAGUUCAGUCAGUGCUGCUAGCUCCCUGAAGGAAGUAGAAGCAUUUGGGAACAGUUUAAAUGCUGAAUCGGAACUGCAGCUGAUCAUGCUGUCUGAGACAUUCCAGCACCUCUUACUAGUAAUGGAAAGGAGCAUACUGAGAAACACCUACCAACCCAAGCUGGCUGCUUACAGACAGCUGCCCAUACUAGCAGACCCAGACAGUUUGGUGAAGCCUGGGACAGUGGAACAGAUGGAGGACGAUACAGAGAGCCCAACUGUGGAGUAUCUGUGGACUUUUAGUUGUGAGCUCAGCAGAGGAUGCAGCGUCAGCAGCAUGGUCUGGAACAAGAAGAACCCAGACCUCCUGGCUGUAGGCUAUGGUGAGUUAGACUCCAGUAACCAGAAACCAGGCCUGGUGUGCUGCUGGUCUCUCAAAAACCCAACGUGGCCUGAGCGUGUCAUCCACUGUGACAGCGCUGUCACUUCCCUGGAUUUCUCGUCCACCAACCCUAGUCAGCUGGCUGUGGGGAUGAAAGAUGGAACUAUUGCUGUCUACAAUGUGCAGAGUCAAGACAACAAAUCAUGUGUCAUCAGCAGCCGUGAAUGUCCCAACAAGAACAUGGGUCCAGUGUGGCAGGUCAGGUGGACCCAACAAGGGUUAAACUUAACAGGAGAGGAGAAGGUAGAAGUUCUCUUUUCUGUGGCUGCAGAUGGCCGGGUCAGCAAGUGGUUUGUCUCCAACAAUGGCCUCGACUGCAUAGAUGUGAUGAAGCUCAAGAAGAUUGGAGGAAAUAAGACGGAUAAGAAGACAGACACUGUUCUGUCAGUGCUGACUCCUGGUCUGUGUUUUGACCUCCAUUCAACAAAUUCCAGUAUCUACUUGGUUGGCACAUGGGAAGGUCUCAUCCAUAGGUGCUCCAGUUCCAACAGUCAGCAGUUUCUGGACACUUACACAAAACACUUUUGUCCUGUGAACUGCAUCACAUGGAGUCCACUCUGUCCUGAUGUGUUUCUGAGCUGCUCCUCUGACUGGACCAUCCAGCUGUGGAAGCAGGACUGCCUCCGCCCCGUCUUAGGCUUCAGCUCCACCCAGACAGCCGUGUGCGACAUCAAGUGGUCCCCAAAGUGGGCUACAGUAUUCGCAGCUGUUAAUGAGGGACAGCUGGAGAUCUGGGACUUGAAUUCGAGCAUCUUAGACCCAGUCAUUGUGCAGCCUGCUGCUCCUGGUGUUCAGAUGAAGUCCCUGCUGUUUGCCUCACAGGCAGACUGUGUCCUGGUAGGGGACAGUGAUGGACAAGUGACUGUGUACAGGCUCAAGAAACUCGGUGUAGGAGAGAGCAGCCAGGUGGAUAUGCUGAAAGACAUCAUUAGCUCUGCAGCUUCCAGAUAGCUGGAAGAAACACACACAGAUGUAUACCCAAGUCUCUGCCUGAAAAAUAUUUAUCAGCGCAGAGAUUUAGAAUGUAUAAAUAACACAAGUAUAUUUUUGUCAUCAGUCGUGACUGUACAUGGGCUUUUACUGUUGAAAGCAUCAGACUAAUCAUAGUGGUUGCGUGGUUGUCGAGACUGGAUAACAAAAAUGUCUGUCAGGCUUUAAGGAGGUUCUUUAACCUCAGUGGUCUUCCUUUAAAGACACUCUAUUUGAGAUUUUUGAUAGUCUCUCAUACAACCAAUGUUGUGGACUGGAUCCAUAUGUAUGAGACAUACUGAAUACUGUUUUUUUAAUAAUCAUGAAGAGUGUGUAUCAUGAAAUAAUUUGAAUUAAAAAGGAUAGCCAAAGGUUUUUGUCAGGUAUAUUUUCUUGUCCUUUUAAUUUAUUAAUCUCCAUUCCUGAAUGUCUCUUUUAUAUCCUCCAUAGUGUCAAGAACUAAACUUAGACUAAAA
Scatophagus argus is the source of this 2920-nucleotide messenger RNA. RefSeq names its product dynein axonemal intermediate chain 4 (gene dnai4). Lineage: Eukaryota; Metazoa; Chordata; Actinopteri; Scatophagidae. Gene Ontology annotation, molecular function: dynein light chain binding; dynein heavy chain binding. The record is from RefSeq and is a predicted model, not a curated record. Gene Ontology annotation, cellular component: axonemal dynein complex. Gene Ontology annotation, biological process: cilium movement. The transcript is spliced from 17 exons. The coding region runs from base 102 to 2426 and encodes 774 amino acids.